CAAAAAUGUCAUCUCUCCAUCUAAAUCAAGAAGAAGAACCAAAUGAAAAAUAUUUAGAUUUAUCAUUAAGCUCAGGCGCAGCUCAAACAGCCCGGCAAGAUCGAACCAUGCAUAACAAUGGUGUUAGAUAUAUUCCAUGUAAGAGACAGAGAGGCCAAGAUGGUGCUGCAUUAACCAGACCUAAUGAUCUUUCUGGUGCAGCGGCUGGUAUGGGCGGUGGUCUGCAGUAUGAUCAUGGUGUCAUGUAUGGGAGGUUUAGCUGUAAAAGUGGUGAAAAUGGUAAGAAAAUAAUGAGUUAUUAUGGUAAUAAUGAAAGAAAUGAGGGGGUGAGUUAUAGACAGUCAUCGUCUUCUUCGUCACAUUCUGAGAAAAUUCGGCAUCGGAUGAUUAAAAAUAGAGAAUCUGCUGCUCGGUCUAGAGCAAGAAAACAGGCUCUGGAAGCUCAACAGCAAUUGGAAAAUGCAGAACUCAAGAAAGAGAAUGACCUCCUAAAGAGGAUUGUAGGGUUUCUAUUGGGCAUUGUGAGGACAAAACGCACGAAGUUGCCAACACUAUCAAGGAGUUUCUCAGCACCAUUCUAAAUCAUAUGCAAUCAACCAAAGCAAUAAUAUCAAGGAUUUGUGUAUGUGGAACACAUUACCAAAUCUAUUCUCAUUUAGUUUCAAGUAUUUUUGGUUUGAUUAGAAAAGUUAAAGUUGUUCAUUAGUUAUUUAACCCAAUGUAGAACAUAAUUUCCAUUAAUGAUAAAUAAACAUGACUUAAAUAAAA
Molecule: messenger RNA, 768 nt
Organism: Mercurialis annua (annual mercury)
Lineage: Eukaryota; Viridiplantae; Streptophyta; Magnoliopsida; Malpighiales; Euphorbiaceae
Product: bZIP transcription factor ABI5 homolog
Exons: 3
Coding region: 6-581 (191 amino acids)
Biological process (GO): positive regulation of DNA-templated transcription
Cellular component (GO): nucleus
Molecular function (GO): DNA-binding transcription factor activity
Source: RefSeq, a predicted model, not a curated record